UUUUUUUUUUUGGAUUUAACUUGAUUCACCUUCUACGAUCACUCUCUUCUCGUCCUUCCUUCCUUCCCUGGCGAUAUUCACACAUUUCCAUUUACACACUAAGGCCUUAUCAGGCAGCCAGGCAUGCUUCAGCGACCUACUCCUUCUACACAACUCGCUCCACAGCACCCUUCCAGGGCCACAUCCCCUGGUCCUUCUACUCCUUCCGCUUCACCCGCACCGCCUACGACUAUUCAGCGUACUACCAUGCUCGCCACUCCACGUCCUAUUACCCGUCAGAACUUACAACUUCCAAAGCCAACCGCCGGAACUACAGGAGCGGCCACCGCUGCCACAGCUCCAAUAGCAGCAGUUUCAACAACCGCUACGUCUCCAGGAUUAGGCCCUACCAUCAUGAAUAACAUCCGCAGAGGGAUAGCUGCCGUCAAGUCUACGUCGUCAUCCCUUAUUGAUAAACCACAACACUCCUUGGAUCAUGCCAGCGCAGAUGUCACACUUUCUCCGCCCUCAACUGCCUCCAUGAACAAUUCCCGCCCUGCAUCUCCGUCCCCUCAAUCCCAGGCUGCUACAGGAACAACUACAGGGACUAGCUCUUCUCCCUCGACGACAGGCGCCAAGACAGAGAAUGUCACUGUUACUGUGCGUAUCCGACCAUUUAGCAGCUCAGAAUUGCGUGCUGCUGGUGGACCAACUGAAGUGUGGGAUGUUAGCGAUGAUGGAUCGAAAAUCGGGUAUGCAGAUGACUAUGCUGUACAAGCACGACGUGCACCUGUCGAGUAUAUCUUUGAUCAUGCCCUGACUGGAAGUGAUAACGAAGAAAUUUACAACUCCAGCGUCAAGAACCUUGUCCAAUCUGCUAUGGAAGGCUAUAAUGGAACGGUAUUCGCAUAUGGUCAGACUUCAUCAGGAAAAACAUAUACCAUGAGUGGAAAUGAAACACAACCAGGAAUUACCCCGCGUGCAAUCGAGGAUAUUUUCAAGUAUAUUCGCGAGAAUCCAGAUCGCGAAUUUCUGCUGCGUGUGUCAUAUCUGGAAAUCUACAACGAAUCCAUCAGAGAUCUUUUAUCACCUGAGGCAAUUGAUUUGAAGAUACAUGAGGACCGGCGCCGUGGCGUCUAUGUCAGCCCACUGAAGGAGGAGAUCGUUACCACACCUAGUCAAGUCAUGAGGAUCAUCGAGAGGGGCAAUGAUCAGCGCCAUGUCAGCGCUACAGACUUUAAUGCUCACAGCAGCAGAUCGCAUUCUAUUUUCCAAAUUGUUAUCGAAAGCCGAGACCGUUCAGCAGCAAGUUCAGGAAGUUCAACGCCACGCAAGCCUGCAGGAGCCAAGCCUGCUGCCGCUGUCCGCGUAUCGCAGCUGAACUUGAUCGAUUUGGCAGGAUCAGAGAAAGCGACUUCAAAUGAAGAGAGGCGUAAGGAGGGCGCCUUUAUCAAUAAAUCACUACUUACUCUAGGAACCGUUAUCUCAAAGCUAACAGAGGAAAAAGGUGCUCACAUCCCAUACCGUGAUUCAAAAUUGACGCGUAUUUUACAGUCAUCCCUUAAUGGAAAUGCUCGUGUAUCUGUUAUUUGCACCAUUAGUCCGUCUUCUUUGAACGUCGAGGAAUCAAACAAUACACUCAAAUUUGCUGCGCGCGUCAAGAAGGUCGUCACAAAGGCGCAGACAAACUCGGUCAUGGAUGAUAAAGCUCUUCUUGAAAAGUAUAGACGUGAGAUCAGUGAACUAAAGGCACAGCUUAUGGCGACUGUUUCUAAUGGUAGUGAUGUCAUUGGAGUUGGUGGAGACAAUAAUGCAGGCGGUAAACAAGCAGAGCUCUCGACCUUGCUUGAGAAGGAGCGCCUUAAGCAUGAAGAAGAAAUGCUCGAGAUGAACAUGGUCAGGAACGCACUUAAAGAACGUAUCGACCAUCUCACAACGCUAAUCCUAACAUCGCAGUCAAUAAACACCAAAUCUGCAGCUCCAGAACGACCUAUAAGCAGAUAUACAGUUGAGACCUCCGCAGAUGGCACGGUACUUGAAUUCCCCAAGGAGAUUGAAUCUCGUUUGGCACAUAAGGAUGCGCUCGUCAAACAGCUGAAAUCAGAGGUGGAAAUGCAGCAAGAGAAAAUGGCACUAAUGCGAGUAGCAAUAGAAAAGACACUUAAGGGUGAAAGCGUUGAUCUUGAAAAGACUUUAGUCAAGGUUUUGGAGGAUCCACCCAGAGAGAAGCUUCUGAAUGAGAAGCGAGCGUCGAUCAUGAGCGCCCAUUCCUUGGAGCCAAUAAGUGAAACCGGCAACAAUGUCGAUAUAACUGCACCUAGGUCAAUACAGUUAGGGAAGGGUGACAAAGCCGCACGUUCCCUACCCAAUGCUGGACUCACUGGAGAUGACAAUAAGAGCUAUCUUAACCUAAAUGAAGACGAGAACGAGGAUGACGAUCUUUUGGACACACCAUGGAACCGCGAAGAGCUGCGAAACCUUAGGCAAGUCAAGCGAGAGCUUGAGGUUGUCGUGGUUGCUCAGACGAAGAAAUUGGAAGACGUACUGAAUUCUGUACCAUUUGAAGAUUCUGAUGAAUUCAGGGAUAUGGUAAUUGAAAUGGAGGAGCAGCGCGAGGAAAUUGUGACAUUGAAAGAGGAGCGUGAAAGGCUAAGGAUGAAAGUGACUGAGCUAAAGAAUACGAUUCGAAGAAUGGAACAAGGGGGCUCUUCGUCAACGUCGUUAUCGUCAGAUGCAGCUGAUAUGACUUCAGGAUCAUUGGGACGAUCAACAGAUCCUGGGACACCCGUUAAUGCAAAAAUUAAGGAGUUAGAGAUGAUUGCACAGAAAGAGCGGCGACUUCGGAUGGACGAACAGGCCAGGAGCAUGGGACGGAUUGACUCUUUGGAGGCGAAGCUGACCAUGUUGAAAGCUGAGCUUUCUGUGUAUAAACUUGCAGCAUAUGAAUAAGGAAUAUCACACAAGAGGAGCAUUUUAUACAUUAUCAUUCUUUUUUUUUUCUUUUUUCCACUUAAACACAUUCAUGGCUUUAGAGCAUUGCAUAGAUCACAAACAGAUACAGCCUAC
Lobosporangium transversale is the source of this 3045-nucleotide messenger RNA. Its product is annotated as P-loop containing nucleoside triphosphate hydrolase protein. Gene Ontology annotation, biological process: microtubule-based movement. NCBI's taxonomy places the organism in Eukaryota, Fungi, Mortierellomycota, Mortierellomycetes, Mortierellales, Mortierellaceae. The transcript is spliced from 9 exons. The record is from RefSeq and is a predicted model, not a curated record. Gene Ontology annotation, molecular function: microtubule motor activity; microtubule binding; ATP binding. The coding region runs from base 124 to 2928 and encodes 934 amino acids.